AUGACACAUCUGCUCAGUGGAAGGCCCCAGGUUAGUAGUGGAGAUGCUAAGGAGGCAUGGGGAGACCAGGUGGACUGGAGUAGAUUGUUGAGAGAUGCUGGUGUGGUGAAGAUGUCCAGGAAACCACGAGCCUCCAGCCCAUUGUCCAAAAACCACCCGCCAACACCAAAGAGGUUCCCAAGACAACGCGGAAGGGAAAAGGGACCCGCCAAGGAAGUUCCAGGAACAAAAGUCUCUCCCUGAAAGACCACCAUUUCAAAAAACCCUGAGGAAUGGAGUGGGCCACCACUGUCCAGCCACUCUGACCAGCCAAACGAGGAACUCAAUCAAAAUGAGCCACAGCAGGACCACAAGGACAUGGAGACUUCCACCGUCUCCAGCAACUCCUUGGGCAACCAGUAAUUCCUGGGCAAGGCCAGAGACCUCAAGUCUAUCUGUAAAGUCUCCAGAGGUCUAACCGCAAAUAAGUAGCCAACAGGGUGUAGAGUACAUUUUACACCCCACAGGGUAUGCCCCAUGGUGAUGGAAAUAAAAUGAACAUGUUGUAAAAUGA
Messenger RNA from Mandrillus leucophaeus (drill), 553 nucleotides. Its product is annotated as putative chondrosarcoma-associated gene 1 protein. The coding region runs from base 1 to 243 and encodes 80 amino acids. The record is from RefSeq and is a predicted model, not a curated record. The transcript has 4 exons. NCBI's taxonomy places the organism in Eukaryota, Metazoa, Chordata, Mammalia, Primates, Cercopithecidae.